This is a messenger RNA of Cylicocyclus nassatus, 5982 nucleotides long. NCBI's taxonomy places the organism in Eukaryota, Metazoa, Nematoda, Chromadorea, Rhabditida, Strongylidae. The record is from the annotation of a GenBank genome assembly.
AUGCAGAUCUACAGGCAGAUGAAGAAUAAACCUACAGAAGGUUUCGUCAGCGAUCCGCAGUUAUUGCCUAGGAUCAAGGAGCACUGUCGCAACUUUCCAGACCAAAAGUUCUUUCGACCAGAGGACGUAGCUUUUGACUUGCAAAGAAAAUACUUUGAAUAUAGUCGUAAAAAAUACAAACCUUUCGUGGCAAUAGUCCGCGAAGGGCUAAAUCGUUUGAAUAUCAAGGACUCACCUGAACCUGAGGUCGAAAAGAUCGAGGAAGUUGAAGUAGUAAAUGAGCCCGAUAUUUCCGUUGUUCGUGAAGUCAUCUCACCAGCAACAGCAGCAAAGAACGAGAGGAAGAGGAAAGCUCAAAGCUCUACUUCCUCAACGCCCAAGGUUGAAGAUGUCUACGUUUCUAGCGACGAAGAAAAUGACAAGCAAUUCGAGGACAUCAAGACAACAAAUCGUGCCAAUAAAUCGAUACUGAACCUUUACAACAACGCGAAGAAGACAGAGUCUUCUCCAGUUCUGAACACAACCACAUCAGCACCGACGAAGAAAAAACGGACAGCAGGAGCUGCAAAAAGCACAAUCAGUGCACACACUAGCAGUCCUUCCGUCGCGCCUCGAGGUCUUGGCAAUGUCCCCACUCUUGCGGUACAACCUCGUCCUUCUCCAGUGAAGUUUGAAGAUCUGGGCGGUUGUGACAGGCAGUUUUUGGAAGUUUGCCGUCUCGCUAUGCAUAUGAAGCGGCCACAUACGUAUAAUGUACUAGGAGUUGAACCACCAAAGGGAUUCUUAGUGCAUGGGCCGCCUGGAUGCGGAAAAACACUUUUUGCUCAGGCAGUAGCUGGUGAGUUUGACUUGCCUAUGAUCCAACUCGCCGCCACGGAACUAGUAUCCGGGGUAUCUGGCGAUACCGAAGAGAAGAUCCGUCAGCUGUUCAUCAUAGCAAAACAAAGCGCUCCGUGCGUAUUGAUUUUGGAUGAUAUCGAUGCUAUUGCGCCAAGACGUGAAACGGCUACGAGAGAAAUGGAAAGGCGAAUCGUCAGUCAGUUGAGCAAUUCUCUUGAUGAGCUCUUUGGACCUAGGAAAGACCAAACCUUGCGUGACAGAAUUCACAUCUCCGACAAUGGUGAAGUUACUCUUGAGGAUGAAGAGCGAGUUAAUGAGAAUGCCCACGUGUUGGUGAUUGGUACUACCAGUCGGCCAGAUGCUGUGGACGGUGGCCUCAGACGUGCUGGGCGUUUCGAUACGGAGAUUUCACUGGGUAUUCCCGAUGAACAAGCCAGGCAAAAGAUUUUGAACACGGUUUGCAAGCUACCUCUGGACGAAGAUGUUAACCUAAAGAUGGUGGCAAGGUUGACUCCAGGAUAUGUGGGAGCUGAUUUGAAUGCUUUGGUCAGGGAAGCAGCUAAAUGCGCUAUUGAUAGGAUAUUCGACACGAUCGUAAGCCAUAGAUCAUCAAAACGCCAAAUGACUAACGAAGAAGUGAAGGAAGAGUUGGAGAAGGUGCUUGCUUGGCUACAGUCCGAAGACGAUCCAGGAGUGUUGGAGAAACUAGGUGGAUUCCGAGUGGCUAUGUCGGAUUUCGAACGUGCACUCGAAAAUGUUCAACCUUCAGCGAAGCGUGAAGGCUUCGCUACGGUGCCGGAUGUGUCGUGGCAGGAUAUUGGUGCUUUGAGCGAAAUAAGGCAGGAAUUGGAAUGGCACAUACUGCCUGCGCCGCAUCCUGUCCACCACGCUGCUGUUUUUUUCGAGAGCGGGCUACGAGUCGCUCCGUUGUCCUCGGCUCGAAGCUCGUGUCAUACGGGGACGCCUCUGCGUCUCUACUGGCCCCACCGCCGGCAUGCUCAUCACGACAGAAUGGAUUUCAUAUUGGAGCUUGUUUUUCACUUGCAACCAUGCGGCACAUGUAAUUCACAGGAAAAUGAAGCCGCUAUUGAUGAGUUUCAAAGAAAUUCUUCAGCUUCCGACGCGCUUUUGAAUGAACAAGAAUGUCAUUGCUGUUUCAAGUACUUUUCUGCUCGACUUUUCACUAAUGACACCAGUGUGGAUGCAGUGGGCAUGGAACACUUCCAGAAAGCCGUUAAAAAUAUUCGGCCUUCUGUUACCGAUGCGGAUAGAAGGAAGAAAUUGCGUUGUAGUGUAUUACAUUUUAUAACAGGGGUUUGGGGGGUAAUCGAGCAUGCUGAUCACCCCCUUUUUUUGUGCGCUGUAAACGCAUUAAUCCAACAGCCAGAUCCUAAUAUGCAAGAGGGUUCUAUGGGAGCAAUACAGAAGAUUUUUGAAGAUUCUGGGGACCGUUUAGACACUGAGCAACAUGUGCAUCCAUUAAUGCCGAAGAUAUUGUCGUUCUUUAGUUCGGAAAGCGCAAAAAUGAGAGGCUUAUCGAUGAAUUCCGUCAAUAGCAUUCUGAUGAUAAAUAAUGAUCCAAUUAGCGCGGUCAUCGACGAUUUUUUGCAACAGCUAUUCGGCCGAGCGCAUGACCAAGAUCCAGAAGUUCAAAAGCAAUUAUGUCGGUCGCUUACGUUGUUACUUGAUAGUCACUUUGAUAAAUUGGCUCCACAUCUUCCAAAUGUCAUCGAUUACAUCAUCAUGAAGACUCAGGAUCCCAACGAGAAUAUCGCCGUAGAGGCAUGCGAGUUUUGGUUAUCACUGGCCGAGAAUUCAGACGUAUGCAAAGAGUUACUGUCACCAUUCCUGCCAAAACUGGUUCCUGUUUUGAUCAAAUGCAUGCGAUACUCGGAAAGCGACAUAAUUGCUCUGAAGGGUAAUUGCGACGAAGAAGAUGCCAUGAUACCGGACAGGGAUGAAGAUAUAAAGCCUCGAUUCCACAAAUCAAAAGUUGCGGCAGGUUUGGUCAAUGGCGAAGAUCCUGAUGACGAUGGCAGCGAUGAAACCUACGCUGAAUGGAACAUACGACGCUGUUCCGCUGCAUCGUUGGACGUUCUUGCCUCGAUUUUCAAGCAAGAACUUCUUCCUAUCUUGCUACCAAUACUGAAGGAAGCUCUUUGUCAUCCGGAAUGGGAAGUGAAAGAAUCUGGUAUCCUAGCUCUUGGGGCGGUAGCAGAAGGUUGCAUGAAUGGCAUUACUCCCCAUUUACAUGAGCUUAUCCCUUUCCUGUUGAACAUGCUGAACGAUAAGAAACCUCUUGUACGCUCCAUCACAUGCUGGACUCUUUCGCGGUAUUGCUCCUGGGUUGUGGAAGAGGCUCGAGAACAGUACUUUGAACCUACAUUGAAAGGGCUUCUUGUUCGAGUGCUAGAUGGUAAUAAACGAGUACAGGAAGCUGCUUGCAGCGCUUUUGCCACAGUAGAAGAGGAAGGUGGAGACUACAUCGCUCCUUAUCUUUCAGACAUCUUGCAGACCUUAGUUCAGGCUUUUGGGAUCUAUCAGGCCAAGAACCUGCUUAUUCUUUACGAUGCAGUUGGUACUUUGGCUAAUUCGGUUGGAAGUGCUUUGAGUCAGCCGGUCUAUGUUCAAGUGCUCAUGCCACCCUUGAUGGAGAAAUGGCAAAGGCUUGGUAACGACGACAAGGAACUGUUUCCAUUGCUCGAAUGUGUGUCAUCUGUAGCAUCGGCAAUGGGCAUAGCGUUUUUGCCUUACUGUGAACCAGUUUACACGAGGUGCAUCACGUUGAUAACACAAUCAUUGCAUCAGUCUAUGGAAGCACAGCAGCGACCAAAUGAGGUGGAAAUGCCCGAUAAGGAUUAUCUCAUAGUUGCAUUGGACCUGUUAUCUGGUCUAGCUGAAAGCUUAGGCGCCCACAUUGAGCCAUUAGUGGGUCGCAAUGAAGUGCUGCAGUUGUUGUCGUUAUGCGCUGUGGAUCCUACGCCUGAAGUACGACAAAGUAGUUUUGCACUGCUUGGAGAUUUAACAAAAGCUUGUUGGCAUCAUAUAAAACCAUAUACACAGACUUUCAUACCUAUCUUGGCAAUGAAUUUUGACCCUUCUCUUAUUUCCGUUUGUAACAAUGCGAUCUGGGCUUUUGGCGAGAUGUCGCUCAAAAUGGGAGUGGAGAUGAAGCAGUAUGUGCUAUCGAUACUGCCCCAUCUUAUACGCGUUAUGAAUCAAAAAGACGGACAGCGAACACUGUUGGAGAACACGGCGAUAACAAUUGGGCGGCUCGGUACGUAUUGUGCCGAGGAAGUAGCUCCACAUUUGGUGACAUUCAUUCGACCAGCAUGCUUCAGUCUACGUAAUAUCAGAGACAAUGCAGAGAAAGAAAGCGCUUUCCGAGGAAUUUGCUACAUGAUUAAUUUAAACCCAUCGGGCGUUGUCAAUGACUUCGUAUUCUUAUGUGACGCUAUCGCUUCAUGGUCAACACCGAAACCCGAGUUAAAGGAAAUGUUUUCACGGAUUUUAAAUGGCUUCCGAAAUCAAGUAGGCAUUGAGAAUUGGACUGCAUUUACCGCCCAAUUCCCUCCACCACUUCGAGAACGUCUCGCCGCUCAAUACAAUGUUUGAUAACGGCUUCCACGAGUUCACAGACUCUUACCUAUUUGUAGGAUUAACUUCUAUGUUGAGCUGAGUUUUAUGUAGUGUGCCUUUUUUAGUGUUCUAUCUGUAUUCUUUUCAUAUACUUGUAUGUGUCCAGUCUCGCAUACUUACCCGCACUCAUUGCAUGUUUUAGAAAGCAAAAUAAUAAGGAGUCCUGGCUUACUGCCAAACGCUUGCGAUAGAGUUUUCAAGCCAGUGAUUCUUUGACCUUGCGACUGAUGUCACAUGUGAUAUUCGUUUUUUUGUGCAGAAUUUUCUCAAAUAUCCAUAUGUGACAUCCGAUAUCCUAAACAAGUUUUAUGUCUAUGUUUCUGUACAUCUGUGUUGUUUGUUGCCAGUCCCUUGUUUAGUUUGGAUACUUGCACACCGGGUGAAUAGUAUGUACUGUUUUAGUUGCCCAAUUUUUUUUCGCUACCGUUUUUUUUUCAAGUUUUAGCAAUAUCCUUGACAAAUUUUAUUUUCUAGUCAUACUAAAUCCUGGGUGCGUAUCCAUGUGGUGUUGUUAUCAGCGUCCUUGUUAUAUGUUUGUAGUUUAUAUAUAUAAUUUCCCAUCUGAAUCCAUUGUUCGUCAAGAUGUGGAUUCUGGUUUUGUUACCUGUCCAUUUCUCUCCAUGUGUUGAAAUUGUAGGGUUGUGAUCCUGUUGACUCCUCGUACGAGUUACUGGUCGCUAACGCGCAUGUGAGCGGGUGCGUUUAAAUGGUUCAAGCGAACGAAAGAUUUAGAAAUAGUAAGUUCUCAGAUUUUUCGGUCUGUAGAAUUAACGCGCAUUUUGUCCCGGUCUCAGCCGUUCGCUUGUCCACGUGCGCGUGACACCAUCGCCUGGUGUUUUCUUCUCAGUGCUAGUUGUAGCGUUUUUAUGUUGUUAGUCUAUGUCCCACGUCCUCGUCCUUGUCUACUAUCAGAAAAGUCCGUCCCUUCCACUUCUGUCCAUUGUCCCAGUCCAAUGUGUGCAUGUUUGUCCUUGCGUCCGAUCUCUGGUGCUCUCUCCCUCUGAUCCAUCAUCUUUCACUUGUUCUCGUCUCUAUAUUCUUCUACAAUGGUGUGCUGUUCCUUACCCUGUAUUCGUCUUGCAAUCUGAUUACACUAGUUUCUACUACUUGACAGAUAGGAUUGUAUCGACAUAGUUGCAGUAUGUAUGACGUGAACUCGAUUUGUUCUUCUUCAAAUUUCGGGUUGAGUACCUGUGUUUUGUCCUCGAGGAAUCUGUGAUUAGUGUCGUGCGCCCAAAAUGAUUGGCAAACUUGGUUGCAAAGUUCUUCUCAGUGAGCUGGUCAUUAGGGGGUUUCCCACGUAAAUAACUUGUUUAUAUGUGUCUGGGUUUCGCGAGGCCAUUGGUGCCUGUGGGUCGAUUUGUUGCUCUGAUAAAAUUUUAUGUGUCCGUGUAUAGUUGUUUGUAAUAUAUCACUCUUCUUGUAUUGAUUGUUCAGUUUAACACAGCGCUUCAAGACCAAAUAAAAAUGACAAUUUUCAUGAAAUAAAGAGUUUCAAGAUGA